Messenger RNA from Colletotrichum orchidophilum, 483 nucleotides. Its product is annotated as nicotinamide N-methyltransferase. NCBI's taxonomy places the organism in Eukaryota, Fungi, Ascomycota, Sordariomycetes, Glomerellales, Glomerellaceae. The record is from RefSeq and is a predicted model, not a curated record. The transcript has a single exon. The coding region runs from base 1 to 483 and encodes 160 amino acids.
AUGAUUGAGGGACAAUUCGACGACCCCGCCAUACCGUUUGACCACACCCACAUACACACCCAAGAGGGCGACGAUUUCCCCCCAUCUACCGCGGACCCUCGACGCCACAGCGCUUCGAAAGCACUCUGCUCGCGGCACGUCGUCGUUAUCGUCUUUGUCGUCGUUGUCGUCGUCGUCGCCGUUGUCAUUGUCGCCGUCGUUAAUGCUCUUUUCCCCCCUCGUCAUCCCGGAACCCGGCGCUCUUUCUCCUCCUCCAACGACGAUGGCGCUCACAUCCCGCAACUCCCUCACCGACCAAUCUCCCCGAGGACGACCUCAUGUUCUCCCUUGGCGUCAUUUUUCCCGACGAACUCAAUAGACAGCAGGGCGACGCCGAGCAUGGCACCAAAUAUAGCUCGGCCCCAUCUCCGCCGGCCCCUCCGCUUCGAGCUCGCGAAGUCCUCCGCAGCUUACGACCGCAAGCUUUUCAGCUACUUCCUCUGA